AUGUCAUUUAAUCCAAACAUGAGUGAAAUAAGAUUAACUAAUUAAUCUCCUCGUAGAAAUUUAAAUGCUAUGAAUUCUUCUAUUUAAUUCAUACCAGAUCUUAAUCUAGACUAGUAACUUAAUGAAUAAACUUCUCCAAGAAAGGAAAUAAUUAAAAAAGGAAUCUUGAAAACCUUUUAUUACUAAGUAGUAUCAUAAUUAGAUAUAGGAUGUUAAAAGAAGAAAGUUGAUUGGAUGCAACAUAUAUGUAAAUGAAAUGAAUGAAUAGUAAUUAUAAUUAUCUAAAAGAGGAAGUAAAUUUUUUUACCAUAACAAAAGUGACAUGUAGAAUUUGUAUGAACGAGGAGGAGACUUCAAGAUUUAUUAUGCCUUGUGCAUGUAAAGGAAGUUUGUAAUAUAUACAUGAGGAGUGUUUGAAAUUAUGGAUUCUUUAAAAAAAUGGCAUUGAAGAUGUAUUUAAAGACAGAGUAUUUAUUAAACAAAUUACUUAGAUUAAAUGUGAAUUAUGCUCCUAAAAAUUUCGUAUGAGAAUGCAGUUAUAAAAUCAUUUUCAAAAAUCUCGGUUUUGGGAUAUACCAAAACACUAAAAGAUUUGUUGGCUCAUCUAACUUUUAUUUAUAUUUGCUAUUAUUAGUUCUAUUGCUGGUAAAUGAUUAAAUCUAUUUAGUCUUAUUCACUUAGUUUGGAUUAUCUAACAUUGGAAUUGAUGCACUCAUGACUUUGUUAGUAGUUGUGGCUUUAAUUUUAAUAGUUUAUCUUGUAGCAAGUGUGAUUGCAUCUCAUUAAGUUGAAAUGAUUGAAAAUUGGACAAUAGGCAAUUAUAGACCAAGAAGAGAUACAAAGUAGGGUAGUUUUUUUUAAUUAUAAUCUCAAAUGGGAUAAAGUGUAAAUGCUAGCCCAAUAAUUAAAAAAAAAACAGCCUCAGUACAUCCAAAUGGUUUUAAUAACUUAUAAGUUAUAUAAGUCAACUAAUUGAUGACAAGUACAAAUAUCUCUGAAUAAGAAUAAUGA
This is a messenger RNA of Paramecium sonneborni, 1011 nucleotides long. The record is from the annotation of a GenBank genome assembly. NCBI's taxonomy places the organism in Eukaryota, Ciliophora, Oligohymenophorea, Peniculida, Parameciidae.